AGCAGCAGCAAGUGAAGGCAACACACACAAACAGACAACAGCGCCCCCUGGCUGCGCGCACGACCCCUGCAGGACGCUGGGAAUAAAAAAAAAAAAAAAAAAAAAAAAAAAAGCAGCUUCAUCCUCCUCCUGCGAUGCGAGCAUCGUUUUUGGUGGAGCUCGGGCAUCCUCCCAACCCCCCGACGACACCCAUGACUACCGACUAGGGUCGCUCAUCAACGGACAAAACGAGACAGAGGGAUACACGGACAGUAUUAUGGCCAAACACCGUAAAGACAGAGACAGCUGGGGUGAGUGGUCCCUCGGUGACAAAAAUGUCUACGACUGGAGCUCGGAGGAGGAAGAGCCGGACGGACGAGCCCGGCCCGUGCAGGUGCUGCUGGUCAAAGACGACCACACCUUCGAGCUGGACGAGGCGGCGCUGAGCCGCAUCCUUCUCUCUGAGGAGGUCAGAGACCGCGAGGUGGUGGCCAUCUCUGUGGCCGGAGCUUUCCGCAAGGGCAAGUCCUUCCUCAUGGACUUCAUGCUGCGUUACAUGUACAACCAUGCAUCUGAAGUCUGGCUCGGAGACUCAGACGAGCCUCUGACCGGCUUCUCCUGGAGGGGCGGCUCAGAAAGGGAGACCACCGGGAUCCAGAUCUGGAGUGAGGUGUUCCUGGUGGACAAGCCCGAUGGCAGAAAGGUCGCCGUGUUGUUAAUGGACACGCAGGGCACGUUUGACAGCCAGUCGACGCUGAGGGACUCAGCCACCGUGUUCGCACUGAGCACCAUGAUAAGCUCCAUGCAGGUUUACAACAUCUCACAGAACGUGCAGGAGGACGACCUGCAGCACCUGCAGCUUUUCACAGAGUACGGCAGACUAGCUAUGGAGGAGACUUUCCUCAAACCAUUCCAGUCCAUGAUUUUCCUCGUCCGAGACUGGAGCUUUCCGUAUGAGUUUCCCUACGGACAGGAAGGAGGCAUGAAGUUCCUCGAGAAGAGACUGAAGAUCUCAGAGAAUCAGCACGAGGAGCUGCAGAACGUUCGUAAACACAUCCACUCCUGCUUCACCAACAUCUCCUGCUUCCUGAUGCCUCACCCCGGACUCAAAGUCGCCACCAACCCGCUCUUUGACGGGAGGAUUAAAGAGAUCGAUGGCGAUUUCUUAAGCAACCUGAAGGUUCUGGUCCCGUGGCUUCUCAGUCCUCGUAACAUCGACGUGAAGGAGAUCAACGGCAGCAAGAUCACCUGCAGAGGCCUGGUGGAGUACUUCAAGGCAUACAUUAAAAUAUAUCAAGGUGAGGAGCUGCCACAUCCAAAAUCCAUGCUGCAGGCCACAGCAGAGGCGAAUAAUUUGGCAGCAGUCGCAGCCGCGAAGGAUCUGUACAACAAGAAAAUGGAGGGGGUCUGCGGGGGUGACCGGCCCUUCCUGGCCCCGAGCGAGCUGCAGGCCCGGCACGGCGUCAUCAGAGAGGAGGCCCUGCAGGUGUUCCGGGGCGUGAAGAAGAUGGGAGGCGAGGAGUUCAGCCGGCGCUACCUGCAGCAGCUGGAGGGAGAAAUCGACGAGGUGUUUGUCCAGUACAUCAAGCACAAUGACUCCAAGAACAUUUUCCACGCCGCCCGCACGCCGGCCACCCUGUUCGUGGUCAUCUUUGUCAUGUACGUGGCUGCGGGCAUCACGGGCUUUGUGGGCGUGGACAUCAUUGCCAGCUUGUGUAACAUGAUCCUGGGUCUGGCGCUGAUCACCCUCUGCACCUGGGCCUACAUCCGGUACUCCGGGGAAUACCGAGAACUCGGCGCCGUCAUCGACCAGGUGGCCGGCGCGCUGUGGGAUCAGGGGAGCACGAAUGAGGCUCUCUACAAGCUGUACAAUGUAGCGGCCAAUCACAGGCACCUGUACCACCACGCGUUCCCCGGGCCUCAGAUGGAGGAGGUGGCGGAGGAGCAGGACAAGAAGAGGGACUGAUUAGAUAAGACAGACAGACAGAGAGUAUAGCAGGGACUUUCGUGGUGAUGGACAGGAGGAGGAGGAGGAGCUGGAGGAAGAUCCUCACCCAUCAGGCACUCUUUUAUUCUGGUGUUGGCUGGUGCUUGCCCACCAAUACAUCCACUACUUUAAAACCUAAUAAUGGACUGUAUAACGUACAUGUAUAGGCAAAAGUCAGAGCGUCUCCUCAGUGAGUGUCUGCUUUCAAGCGAUGGAUGCCGUUUGUCGUUGUCUCUCACUUUUUUGUCUGGAUAAAAAAAAUAAAAUCACACCUGUACAGACACCGUAGAGGCUCUGCCACAUCCGACCUCCAGUCAGCUGAUUUCAUAUCAGACGGGCUUUUGUUUUGUUGUUUUGUAGUUUUUUUCUCUCCAUCGUUUGUCACCUUGAAGACGACUUUUUCAGAAAAGUAUAGCCAAAUCUGUGACAUCCGCCCCAUUUGUGACGAUUGUUCUGUUCUUUGAAGUUUAGUGCCGUUUCUAAGAUAUCUAUGACCCGCGAUGUUUGAAAAGCCAAAAAAAAAUAUGAACUGUAUGUUAAAUAAUGAAGCGUCAUCAGCAUGGUAAAUGGUUAAUGUCUGUCAUCUUUAAGCUCUAAAACCAGGUAUUCUUUAUUAAAAAAAGAGUUGUAAUGGUUGUGACAAAGUGGUAUCGUGCCAUAACAUGUAAAAAAAAACAAACAAAAAAAUCUUGUACUGCAGCCACGGCUUCGCGCAGACCCCCCCGAGCUCGGAGGAGGCACGUUUAUUAGUUGUAUCCAGUCUUGUUUUAUUUUGGAGCUCUGGAUCAGGGAGCUGCUUUGUGCUGACUUUCAAAAUAAGAGCACUGGGUGUAAAGAGUUACAAAAGUUUACACAACACAGCUGACACAUCUCUACACUUUGUAGUCCGCUUGCAGUUUUUGUAAUUUACGCAGUGAUCCUCUAUGAUGUGUGGGGGUUUUUAUUUUUUAGGUGGUGUUGGGAGUGUGUUUGCUCUCCAUUGUGACGUAGAGGUUUCGGUGGGUGAAAACCAUUGUUGUGUUUCUCACUGAAUGUUCGAGCAAAUCCGAGGAAUGUAGCUAUUCUGCGGCCACUGAGGAAUCAAAGCUAAAAGUUGUUAUUAGGCGGGGCGAGCGGGGCCUGUUUUUUUGGAGAAGGAUCCUCAUUCCACAUCUCUUCCAUCAUCAUCUUCUCACACUUAAGCUGAAUCAUCUGUAAAACAAAAAAGAAAAAA
Molecule: messenger RNA, 3179 nt
Organism: Larimichthys crocea (large yellow croaker)
Lineage: Eukaryota; Metazoa; Chordata; Actinopteri; Sciaenidae
Gene: atl1
Product: atlastin GTPase 1
Exons: 14
Coding region: 257-1945 (562 amino acids)
Molecular function (GO): GTPase activity; GTP binding
Source: RefSeq, a predicted model, not a curated record